GGUAUGCCCUGAUGCAUUCAACAUAUGUUUUGGUAUUGUAGGCUAUCAGCAAUCAGAGCAAUUACUGCUCGGUUUCUUCAUCUGCAAGAAACAGAAAAUCGGCCACUGGUGAAAGCUGCUGAGGCUUGUCAGCAGUCUGCUCCUAAUUUCUGUGUGGCUCAUCAACACCAUUUAGAGGGUGAAAAUACUGUGGAUGAACAAUCUACGAAAUGUUGUCAAGAUCUUAUUUCAGGGAUAAUGAUUUGUUAAAAAGGAAAGAGGAAAAUAUUUUUGUUUUUUCUUUUAGAGAAAUAAUAGACUUUUUGAUGUGAACGCCCAGCUCCUUACUGAAGAAAACAGAGCAAGACCAUGAGCAAUUGAAGUCUGCAGGAGGAGCAGGGGCUGUUUUAAACAGCAGUUAUUCUGUUACUUGUCUGAGAAACGUCAGCAGAUGGACUUUGGUUUCAAGGCUGUGAAUAUUUGCAGUAGCUUUAGAUGUUGGAAUAUAAGCAGUGAUCCCUUUUUUCCCACCCUGUAUAAUUACUUGCUGAAAAAUGAGUGAGGAGGCAAAGGAGAGAAAUGCUAAACCGGCUCACAGGAAGAAAAAAGGAAAAAAGUCUGACACAAAUGCAAGUUACCUCCGGGCUGCUCGAGCUGGCAACUUAGAAAAAGCUCUUGACUACUUGAAAAGUGGAGUGGACAUCAACAUUUGCAAUCAGAAUGGGUUGAACGCUCUCCAUCUUGCUUCCAAAGAAGGACAUGUAGAAGUUGUCUCAGAACUGAUACAGCGAGGUGCCAAUGUGGAUGCAGCAACAAAGAAAGGAAACACAGCAUUGCACAUAGCAUCCCUGGCUGGGCAGACAGAAGUAGUUAAAGUGUUGGUUGCAAAUGUGGCCAAUGUCAAUGCACAGUCUCAGAAUGGAUUCACUCCAUUGUAUAUGGCUGCCCAAGAAAAUCACCUUGAAGUUGUUAAGUUUCUUCUUGACAAUGGUGCAAGUCAGAGUCUUGCUACAGAGGAUGGUUUCACCCCUUUGGCAGUAGCUUUGCAGCAAGGCCAUGACCAGGUGGUUUCACUGUUGCUUGAAAAUGAUACAAAGGGAAAAGUUCGUCUUCCUGCUCUUCACAUUGCUGCCCGCAAGGAUGACACAAAGGCUGCUGCUCUGUUGCUUCAGAAUGAUCAUAAUGCUGAUGUGGAAUCAAAGAGUGGCUUCACACCUCUGCACAUAGCUGCUCAUUAUGGAAAUAUCAAUGUAGCAACAUUGCUGUUAAAUCGAGGAGCUGCUGUGGACUUCACUGCAAGGAAUGACAUCACUCCAUUACAUGUUGCAUCCAAGAGAGGAAAUGCUAAUAUGGUCAAACUCCUGCUUGAUCGAGGCGCUAAAAUUGAUGCCAAAACAAGGGAUGGGCUGACCCCUCUCCACUGUGGAGCAAGAAGCGGCCAUGAACAGGUCGUUGAAAUGUUGCUUGAUCGUGGUGCCCCUAUUCUUUCAAAGACCAAGAAUGGUUUGUCUCCGUUGCAUAUGGCAACACAAGGAGAUCAUCUAAACUGUGUUCAGCUUCUGAUUCAGCACAACGUGCCUGUUGAUGAUGUCACUAAUGACUAUCUGACUGCACUGCAUGUUGCCGCCCACUGUGGCCACUACAAAGUUGCCAAGGUUCUCUUGGACAAAAAAGCUAAUCCUAAUGCCAAAGCACUGAAUGGCUUCACACCUCUUCACAUUGCCUGCAAGAAAAACAGAAUUAAAGUUAUGGAGCUUCUCCUGAAACAUGGUGCAUCUAUCCAAGCUGUAACUGAGUCGGGCCUAACUCCAAUCCAUGUUGCUGCCUUCAUGGGACAUGUAAAUAUUGUAUCACAAUUAAUGCAUCAUGGUGCAUCACCCAACACCACCAAUGUGAGAGGAGAAACAGCACUACAUAUGGCUGCCAGAGCUGGCCAAACAGAAGUUGUUCGAUACCUAAUACAAAAUGGAGCUCAGGUAGAAGCUAAAGCUAAGGAUGACCAAACACCACUACACAUUUCUGCCAGACUGGGAAAAGCUGAUAUAGUGCAGCAAUUAUUACAACAAGGAGCAUCUCCAAAUGCAACUACAACUUCUGGUUAUACUCCCCUCCAUUUGUCUGCUCGAGAAGGGCAUGAAGAUGUAGCCUUAGUUCUUUUGGAUCAUGGUGCAUCUUUAGCUAUAAUUACCAAGAAAGGAUUUACUCCUCUUCAUGUGGCUUCAAAAUAUGGCAAAAUUGAAGUAGCCAACCUUCUGCUUCAGAAAAACGCAUCUCCAGAUGCUGCUGGAAAGAGUGGUUUAACUCCACUGCAUGUAGCUGCACACUAUGAUAAUCAGAAAGUGGCACUUCUGCUUUUGGACCAGGGAGCUUCACCUCAUGCUUCUGCAAAGAAUGGUUAUACUCCACUGCAUAUAGCUGCCAAGAAAAACCAGAUGGAUAUAGCAACAACAUUGCUUGAAUAUGGUGCUGAUGCUAAUGCUGUAACCAGACAGGGUAUUGCUCCUGUUCAUCUUGCAGCCCAGGAGGGCCAUGUGGACAUGGUGUCAUUACUCCUUACUAGAAAUGCUAAUAUGAAUCUUAGCAACAAGAGUGGAUUGACACCGCUUCACCUGGCUGCUCAAGAGGACCGAGUAAACGUAGCAGAGGUUCUUGUUAACCAAGGGGCUGUUAUUGAUGCACAGACAAAGAUGGGAUACACUCCACUACAUGUUGGCUGCCACUAUGGGAACAUAAAGAUUGUUAAUUUCCUUCUGCAACAUUCUGCUAAAGUUAACGCCAAAACGAAGAAUGGAUAUACACCCCUACACCAGGCAGCUCAACAGGGACACACCCAUAUCAUUAAUGUCUUACUCCAGCAUGGUGCUUCGCCCAAUGAACUCACUGUGAAUGGGAACACUGCCCUUGCCAUUGCUAAACGGCUUGGCUACAUUUCAGUUGUUGACACACUGAAGGUGGUGACUGAAGAGACUAUGACUACGAUUACUGUCACAGAAAAGCAUAAAAUGAAUGUACCAGAAACUAUGAAUGAAGUCCUUGAUAUGUCUGAUGAUGAAGCAGUUCGUAAAGCCAAUGUCCCUGAAAUUCUCAGUGAUGGUGAAUAUAUAUCAGAUGUUGAAGAAGGUAUUUGUGCAUUUUUGUAUUGCAGUGAAGUUUAACCUCAUUUUUUAAAAUGUCCUAUGUGUAGAAAUUAACUCUUCUUAAACUAACUUUAACCAUUAUUACCCUGCUAGCAACAAUUUGUGCAUUAUACUAAGUGUGCUUUCAAAAAUUCUCUGACUUCUGAUUAACACUUUAAUUUUUUGUCAUAACUUUUGCUUCACUCUUAAUUAAGUAACGACUAAUUUUCUGGGAUAUUCUCUCUGCUGCAGUUUCUAUUAUAAAGAGAGAGAAAUAGUUUCUCUAUUUUAAAAUUUAAAAGGUACAUAUUAGACAGACAUAUUGAAAUAUUUGGGGAGAUGGCUAACAAUGUGAGAACUGUUAGGAUUUUUUAACAUCUCUGUAAAAUGAGUAUUGGGACUAUUGAUUUUUAAAUUGAUAGUAAGUGCCUGAUAUGAAAAGAGCUGCUAGAGUUUAAAAAAAAAAAAAAUCAUUUAGUGUAACACCACAGAAGUUUACACUUUUAUUGCAGUAUGAGGAUGAUGUGCUAUCAUGACUAACAUGUGUUAGGGUGUUACAGAGUGAACGUAUCUGUUAGUACUGAAUUAGACUGUGAAGUGCUGUGCAAUAAUAAAGGGACUCCAUUUG
Gavialis gangeticus (Gharial) is the source of this 3723-nucleotide messenger RNA. It is a transcript of the gene ANK3, whose product is annotated as ankyrin 3. The transcript has 23 exons. The coding region runs from base 534 to 3134 and encodes 866 amino acids. The record is from RefSeq and is a predicted model, not a curated record. Gene Ontology annotation, molecular function: transmembrane transporter binding; spectrin binding; cytoskeletal adaptor activity. Gene Ontology annotation, cellular component: plasma membrane; neuron projection. Lineage: Eukaryota; Metazoa; Chordata; Crocodylia; Gavialidae. Gene Ontology annotation, biological process: protein localization to plasma membrane.